AUGCACACCCCACCUCCCGAGUCGGGGAGCUCUCGGGGACGGCUUGCAGCCUCUCGCACACCUCUCCGUGCAAGAAUCGGGGACUCGGAGAUGCGAGGGGACCGGACUGCGUGUGCGUGGGAGAAUGGGGCGCCCCAGAGGCAGGGGGCCUGGGGUCCCCAGGGCGCCUCCACCCGCAUCAGGCCCCCUGCGGAAGCGGAGCUGAGGCUCUGGGUGCAGGAAAGGAGGGUGGUGGUCCCAGUGACAAGGGUCCUUGUGGGUGCUCCAAAAGCAGAUUCCAAAUACAGCACUUCCGUGAAGUCCCCAGGGGCUGUGUUUAAGUGCCGUGUCCAUACCAACCCUGACCGGAGAUGCACCGAACUGGACAUGGCUCGAGGGAAGAAUCGUGGCAUGUCCUGUGGAAAGACCUGCCGGGAAGACCGGGAUGAUGAGUGGAUGGGGGUGAGCCUCGCCCGGCAGCCCAGAGCUGAUGGCCGUGUGUUGGCCUGUGCCCACCGCUGGAAGAACAUCUACUACGAGACAGACCACAUCCUGCCCCACGGUUUCUGCUACAUCAUCCCGUCCAACCUCCAGGCCAAAGGCAGGACGCUGAUCCCUUGCUAUGAAGAGUAUAAGAAGAAGUACGGAGAGGAACACGGCUCCUGCCAGGCGGGCAUAGCAGGCUUCUUCACCGAGGUUCUGGUCUUCACGUCAGAGAAGGCGAUUGGGGCCUGCUGGGGGGCACCAGCUGGCCGGAGACCCCUGGACGCGUUUUCCUCUGAUGGAUUUUUUUUCUCCCCCGUCCUUGGUUCCUGCCCACCCUGCUCAGGCUAUGCGGUGACGGCGGGUCACUUCUCUCACCCGUCCACCACCGACGUGGUCGGAGGUGCUCCGCAGGAUGAAGGCAUCGGGAAGGUUUAUAUUUUUAAAGCUGACCGAAGAUCAGGCACCUUAAUUAAGAUUUUUCAGGCAUCAGGUAAAAAGAUGGGUUCUUACUUCGGCUCCUCCUUAUGCGCAGUUGACCUGAACGGGGACGGCCUCUCUGACCUGCUGGUGGGGGCCCCCAUGUUUUCCGAGAUCCGGGAUGAAGGGCAGGUCACCGUCUACAUCAACAGAGGAAAUGGAGCCCUGGAGGAGCAGCUGGCGUUGGCCGGGGAUGGUGCCUAUAACGCACACUUCGGGGAGAGCAUCGCCAGCCUGGGGGACCUGGAUGAUGACGGGUUCCCAGAUGUGGCCAUUGGUGCCCCUAAGGAAGAUGACUUCGCAGGAGCCGUCUACAUCUAUCACGGUGAUGCGGGGGGGAUAGUCCCCCAAUAUUCCAUGAAACUGUCUGGGCAGAAGAUAAAUCCAGUUCUGCGGAUGUUUGGUCAGUCCAUAUCGGGAGGCAUUGAUAUGGAUGGGAACCGCUAUCCUGAUGUCACUAUUGGAGCCUUCAUGUCCGACAGUGUGGUUCUUCUAAGAGCGAGACCCGUCAUCACGGUAGACGUCUCCAUCUUCCUCCCAGGCUCCAUCAACAUCACAGCGCCUCAGUGUCACGACGGUCAGCAGCCGGUGAACUGCCUGAACGUCACGGCCUGCUUCAGCUUCCACGGCAAACAGGUUCCAGGAGAAAUUGGCCUGAAUUACGUUUUGACGGCUGACGUGGCCAAGAAGGAGAAGGGCGAGCUGCCCCGGGUCUACCUGGUGCUGCUGGGAGAGACUGCAGGCCAGGUCGCAGAGAAGCUGCAGCUGGUCUACAUGGAAGAGACGUGUCAUCACUAUGUGGCCCACGUGAAGCGGAGGGUGCAGGAUGUCACCAGCCCCAUCGUGUUUGAGGUGGCCUACAGCCUCGGGGAGCAUGUGACCGGAGAGGAGGAGAAGGAGCUGCCAGCGCUGACACCCGUCCUCCGCUGGAAGAAGGGACAAAAGAUUGCCCAGAAGAAUCAGGUCAGAACCAUAGAGCUCACAGCUCACAGGGACCCCAGGGGUCAGCUUAGUUUGGUACACCUGGUGUUCAGUGAGCCUUUACUGGUGGGGAGUGAGUCAGGUGUCAAGCAAGAACUGCAGCUUGCCGAGUUGGUGGUUGAGUUGAGCAUGCCCAGCCAGGUGUCCCUGGAAGCCAGAGCACUAUGGCGAAUGCAGGUGGCUGACCUGUCCUAUGUGCUGUUCGUCACAUCCGGGGCUGUGCUGCUGUGGAGAGGAGCCAUUGAGCAAUGUCAAGGGCAGGCGAUAGGAGGCAGGAGGGAGCCAGGAACUGACUCUCUGCACAGCUAUGCCAGCCCAGCUGCCCCUCAGAAGUAUGGAGCACAAGUAUCAUGCAAGAAGCGUGCAAGGAGUUCAUGA
Tupaia belangeri chinensis (Chinese tree shrew) is the source of this 2301-nucleotide messenger RNA. RefSeq names its product integrin alpha-9. NCBI's taxonomy places the organism in Eukaryota, Metazoa, Chordata, Mammalia, Scandentia, Tupaiidae. Gene Ontology annotation, cellular component: integrin complex; external side of plasma membrane. Gene Ontology annotation, molecular function: integrin binding. Gene Ontology annotation, biological process: integrin-mediated signaling pathway; cell adhesion mediated by integrin; cell-cell adhesion. The record is from RefSeq and is a predicted model, not a curated record. The transcript has 17 exons. The coding region runs from base 1 to 2301 and encodes 766 amino acids.